This is a messenger RNA of Juglans microcarpa x Juglans regia, 778 nucleotides long. RefSeq names its product iron-sulfur cluster assembly protein 1. Gene Ontology annotation, cellular component: mitochondrial matrix; cytoplasm. The coding region runs from base 79 to 600 and encodes 173 amino acids. Gene Ontology annotation, molecular function: 2 iron, 2 sulfur cluster binding; ferrous iron binding. Gene Ontology annotation, biological process: intracellular iron ion homeostasis; iron-sulfur cluster assembly. Lineage: Eukaryota; Viridiplantae; Streptophyta; Magnoliopsida; Fagales; Juglandaceae. The record is from RefSeq and is a predicted model, not a curated record. The transcript has 4 exons.
AGGAGGAGGAUUGAUACUUCGGGAACGAAAGCGGAAAAGAGAAGCGAAGAAAAAGAAGAAGAAGAAACAGUGUGAAAAAUGCAGAGGCUCGCAUCGAAGAGGCUCGUAGGGCUGCUGCAAGCCUCACUGAAUGUGACGUCUCGGCCCGCACAGGUCCUGCCAGGCCGCCUCUAUCAUGAGAGGGUCAUCGAGCACUACGACAAGCCCCUGAACGUCGGAUCCUUCGAUAAGAACGAUCCCGCCGUUGGCACCGGACUUGUCGGUGCACCGGCAUGCGGUGACGUCAUGAAGCUCCAGAUCAAGGUCGACGAGGAAACCGGCAAGAUUGUCGACGCUCGCUUCAAGACCUUCGGUUGUGGCUCCGCUAUUGCGUCCUCGUCUGUAGCUUCUGAAUGGGUUAAAGGGAAGCAAUUGGAGGAAGUUGUUACUAUUAAAAACACUGAAAUAGCAAAAUAUCUCUCUCUUCCGCCUGUAAAGUUGCACUGCAGCAUGCUUGCUGAAGAUGCCAUCAAGGCUGCCGUUAAAGAUUAUGAAGCAAAACGUACCAAAUCAAAUGGUAGUGCAACAGCAGCAACUGCAGAGAAGGCGGCGGACGCGUGAUGUGUGUAAUUUGGUGAUGAAUUACAUGGUGGUUGUAUAAUAAUGGAAUGCUACUUACUGAGAAGAGCUUUGGAGUAUAUGCACUUCCCUUGGAAGUAAACUGGAUGCUGAGAAGUGCACCCCCUCCCCCCUCCCCACUUUGUACCUACACAAUAUAGUGCAAGUUUUAUUUUAAAUA